Ochlerotatus camptorhynchus is the source of this 4765-nucleotide messenger RNA. RefSeq names its product Ubiquitin specific protease 15/31 (gene Usp15-31). Gene Ontology annotation, biological process: protein deubiquitination. NCBI's taxonomy places the organism in Eukaryota, Metazoa, Arthropoda, Insecta, Diptera, Culicidae. The transcript is spliced from 6 exons. Gene Ontology annotation, molecular function: cysteine-type deubiquitinase activity. Bases 501 to 3746 code for a protein of 1081 amino acids. The record is from RefSeq and is a predicted model, not a curated record.
AGCUGCACCACUUUAGUAGUUCCUCGCGUACGCAUACACUCUGUCUAGUAGUAUCCUCAGCCCAUGUCCAGUCGUCGUCAAGUCCAUCGAGAAACGAGUGUUCGGUCGCUUUUAUGCAUUUCAAUGGAACUCCGCUACCCAUUAUAAUGUCGGGGUUGCUGCUGUAAUUAUUUUCGAAAGUUUAGAGCGCAUAGUUAGGUAGUGCGUCCUGCUGCCCCCGUCCCGUGUACGCGUUUAUUGUUGUGCAAAUUUUCGUGUGAUUCGGAAUUCGAAUGGAAAAAGGCCGUCGUCGUCGAUGAGCGUCGCCGUCCGUCACCGCCGUCGUCGUCGUCGUGUUUCUUUUUUCCCUUGUUUUGGGUGUGCAAAAUUACGUGUCCGACUCCGCUCGUUGCUGCCGUAUCCGUCGCCGUAAAGAGCUGUAAAGUGGUCAGGGGCGUGCGGUGUUUGUGAAUUACUGUGGAUGGUGUGUGGAAAAGCGCUCUGAAAAGCAGCCAGUGAAAAUGGAGAAUACGAAAAACAACUCCAGCAGCACCAGUGGCAAAAGUGAGAAAAUUACCAGCGGCCAACCGCAGGGGAAGGGUUCCAAGCUGAAGCGAGCCUUCUCGAUGUCGCGCAAUCCAUUUCAUUCGGUGUCGCGACAGACUGGCAAGAAGGCAGUGGAAAAAUCCGGAACUGGAACACCAGCAGCAGCGACGAUGACGAAUGCAAGCGUCGUGACCUCGGAACAAAAUUCCAUCAACAGUGGAGGUGGAGGCGGUAGAGAAGGAAGAGGUGGCGGAAAUGGCACUGAUCCGAAGGUGCAAGGCUACUCCGAGGCCAAGAGCGGUUCAGAGAAGAAAAUCUUUCGGCGCUUAUCGGUGAAAAAAUUCAUCAAUCGCAUUGCACAACAAAUGACAUAUGUCAAUCUGGCUGGCAAUCAAAAGGGGGAUCGUAUCCCACCGGCACCGCCAGCGCACGGGUUCGUAUGGCCACCGGAUACGGUGCCGGGCGUGAUCGGCCUGCGGAACCACGGCAACACCUGCUUCAUGAAUGCCGUCCUCCAGUGUCUCAGCCACACGGACAUCCUGGCUGAGUAUUUCGUUUUGGAUCAAUACAAGGCGGAUCUAAAGCGACGCAACAAGAUCAAUGCGAAAAAGUUCGGAACCAAGGGUGAGCUGACGGAACAGUUGGCACUGGUGCUAAAAUCCCUCUGGACGUGCAAGGAUGCCCCCGAGUACAGUUCCAGUUUCAAGGCCGUGGUAGACCGAUACGGUAGUCAAUUCCGGAGCUCGACGCAGCACGAUGCGCAGGAAUUUCUCUUCUGGUUGCUGGACAAGGUGCACGAGGAUCUCAACACCGCUACCAAGCGGAAAUACAAAACGAUCAAGAACAACUACGGCCGCUCGGACGAAGCAAUCGCCGCCGAAACGCUGGCCAACCACAUCCGCUGCAACAACUCGUUCGUGCAGGCCGUCUUUCAGGCCCAGUUCCGCUCCUCGCUGACGUGUCCCCGGUGCCAUAAGCAGAGCAAUACCUUCGAUCCGUUCCACUGCAUCUCGGUUCAGCUGCCGCAGUUGACGCUGCUGCCGGUGUUUGUGCGAGUGAUUUACGCCUCGCAGCAACCGAAACAGGUUCAGCUGGGUCUGGGCGUUCCGCACGGGUCACCGGUGAUGGUGCUGAGGGAGCAGCUGCACGCGGACACCGGUAUUGCCGUCGACCGGAUGAUACUGGCCGAGGUGUCCGAGGGGGGCUUCAAUAGGGUGUACUGUGAUUCGCAUUUGGUGUCGUCGAUCGGAGACGACGGGUCGGUGUACUGCAUCGAAAGCCCUCCGGUGGCGGAAGGAAUGACUCAAAUAGUGCUGUGUAUUAGUAAUGCCCGGAGGGACGUCGGGAGCGGAGAGGUUCGCCGGUUUGGGACACCGUUCUGUAUAGUGGUCAAUAGGGAUAUUUCGUAUGUGGAGAUGCAGAAGUUGCUGUUGAAAGAGAUGGCGAGUAUUUUAAAAUCGGAAGUAUUUGCGUUUAGUACGCCGUUGCAGGAGAUGUUCAAGAUGCGGUUGCAGGAUCCCUCGUGCGAUGCAGAUGCCUAUUUGGAGUCCAACGUCGAACAUCCGCUGUUUACGGAGAUGAUUGAUUUGGCUCUAUCGGUUCUACCAACGGAUGCUGGUCCGGCACACGUGAAGCUGCUGAUUGAGUGGACUAAUCCGGAACGGUUCUUUAGCGAUAUGACAGAUCCUUUUGUAGAGCACGAAAGUGUUGGCCAGAUGAAGGAGAAAAUCCCGGCCAGUUCGGCAUUAACUUUGGAGCAGUGCCUGGAGCAUUACACCAAAGCGGAAACGCUGAGUGCGGAGGACGCUUGGCGGUGUCCCCACUGUCAGAAGUACCUUCCGGUGGUGAAAACAUUGGGACUAUGGUCGCUUCCGGACAUUAUGGUGAUCCAUUUCAAACGGUUCCGACAGCAGCAAUUGCGUGGACCUCAGGCGGCCAAAUUGACCACAUUGGUCAAGUUUCCUCUGAAUGGUUUCGAUAUGUCACCCCACUUAGCAAGGGAUCCCAGUGCGGAAGCCUCCUCCACCACCGGAACCGAUGACAAUUGGAGUCCCUGGCGGAGAACCACCAAUCGAUAUACGAAACAUUCCUCAAACCAUUACAAUCAACAUCACUUGCAGAUGGAUAAUCGGUACGAUUUGUACGCAGUUUGCUACCACCAGGGGGACACUCUGGAAACUGGACACUACACAGCUGCCUGUAAGAAUCCUUACGAUCACCAGUGGUACAAGUUUGAUGACCAACGUGUGGCACAGGUUCCGAGUGAUCGCAUCCAAGAGGAGAUCGUCAACAAUGAGGCUUACAUACUAUUCUACCAAAGACGCAAAAUCGAUGGAUCGGAAUGUUCCGGAACGAGUUCUAGCUCCGGUAAUGAUCACUGGGUGUCUAGGAUAGCAGCGGCCCCGUUGGGAGUGACCCAUGAAUCCAAGCCAAAAGUAAAUCCGCCGAAAUCAGCUCCUCCUGCUGGCGUUGCCGCCACUACUAAUACUAUUACUACAAAGUCUAUUACCGCUAUAGCGGACGUUCCGGUUGUCCCGAAAAAGGCCGAAAUCGAGGAAACCACCACCAUACAUUCCGAGAGUGAAAGUGAAGCGAGCGAAAUCAAGGUCCCGAAAGAGCCGAACAUUGACUCUGAUGAGACGGUACAAACAACUGUCGUUCAAGCAGAAGUGGAAACGCAGAAUAUCAACGAAGAAUCUAUCGAGACACCACCGGAAAAGUCUCCCUCUAUCACCGAAGAAAUUGCCAAACCACUUCCCGAAGUGGAGACCCCUGACGAAGAUUCUUCGAAAGAGGGUUCCAUCAAAACCCUAACCGAUGAGCCUUCGUCGCCGGAACUGCGAAAAUCCACAGAUCCAACGACCUCGGACCAAUCGGACGACACGAGCGAUACCAAGUCGCCCGAUUCGAGCAGUCGAUUCUCGUUGCCAACAGCGCACUCGCAUUUCCCGGAGAUCCUCUGGAGCCACCACCAUCGACCGUCGUCGUUUACGGCCUACAAGUCCGGCUACGAUCCGGACGCGGUGUCGAUGAUUCGGGGGGCAAACACGUGCAGCAAGGACACCUUGUUGUUCAUCGACCAGCAGUCGCACGCGGCCGGAUUGGAUCGGGUAAUGAUGAACGACGAGGACGAUUCGGACGAUAUGCUGAGCAACAGUCGGGCGCUGUGGAUAUCGCCCGUCACGCCGCAUAAGCUGAUAACGGUCUCACCGAAGAACUAACGAAGUUUGAAGCAGACAUUCUCACACAUACAUACCUACAACAUUAAGCAGCGAGUCGAAUGAGAUUUCAAAAAUCUACCACCAACCUCCCAUCCACCAAAAAAUUAAAACGUCAAAGUCCUAGCAGAGAAACCGUACACGAGAAAGAGCAGCAACCGGAAGGGCUCUAUUUAUAUGAACAUGUUGAAAGUUUUAAAUCGUUUUUAUGUUAUUAUUUUGUUUGCCUGUGAGCCUAGUAGUAGGGAAAAGUCAUUCAUUUAUUAUUUAUUGAAGCAGGAGAAACGAAAGGGGCGUCGCAAUGUGACCGUAACCCGUUUAUUGUAUAGGUGCGCGCACGCGUCCAGGUGAGUAUUUAUUUGAGCUAGAGUACAUUCUUACAUGGCAAAGAUGCAAAAAAAACGAAAAACUUUACUGUAUAGCGUCCCAUUCCUCUUUAACCAGCUGAAAAAAAAUUUACUAUACAUAUACAAUCCUAUUUCGCGUUAGUAACAUUCUUCAAGACUUUCCAAAUUAAGAUGAAACAGAAACUUUAGACUAAAUCAAACAUUCGGUACCCACAUUUCGGAUGAGAUACAGAUAGAGAGCAAUUAUCUAGAAAAAAAUAUGGAACAAGUGUUUAUGUAAAUUUACUACGAGUAUAUAACUUUUUUUUUCUCGAAAUUUUUUUCACACCGAUUACCUUGGUCCUAGAAGUUAGGCGGAAAGUGUCAGCAAAGCGGGGAGAGAGGGGUUCCCUAAUCUCCUCGGGGGGAUGGUAGCAAAGCCAGCCCGGCCCUAGUCUAGGCUGUAUGGAAAAGGGACAGAAUUAGAUUUUAGUGAGUGAUAAAACAAACAAAAACCAUCAGAAUUACGAGAUUUAUGCGUAGAUAUUCGGGGCAGAAGCGGGAAAUGGAUAUAGUGUGUUGCAGAUAGCAGAAACCGGAAGAAAAAAAAACAUUAAGCAUACAGAAACAAGUACAAUUUAAUGUUAGUUAUUUGAUUGUAAAAAGAGGAGUAAAAUUAUAAAUUAUUAGAGUAGA